Molecule: messenger RNA, 1144 nt
Organism: Chelonoidis abingdonii (Abingdon island giant tortoise)
Lineage: Eukaryota; Metazoa; Chordata; Testudines; Testudinidae
Gene: VDAC2
Product: voltage dependent anion channel 2
Biological process (GO): monoatomic anion transmembrane transport
Cellular component (GO): mitochondrial outer membrane
Molecular function (GO): voltage-gated monoatomic anion channel activity
Source: RefSeq, a predicted model, not a curated record
CCUGCGCGGCGGCGGCGGGCGGGUCGACUAGUCAGUCGGUGUCUCCUUCACUUCGUCCUCCAGUUCGAGCGGCCGCAGCCAGCGCGGCCUCCUCACGGCGAGACCCUCCCGGCUCCCCUCGGACAGCCCCGCCGGCCAGAUUCAUUAGAUUGGCCUAGCUAUGACUUAUCCUCCACCAUGUUCCCCUCCGCCUCCGAGACCUCCAAUGGCGAUCCCUCCAUCAUAUGCAGAUCUUGGCAAAUCUGCCAGAGAUAUCUUCAACAAAGGCUAUGGUUUUGGGCUGGUGAAACUGGAUGUGAAAACAAAGUCUGCAAGCGGGGUGGAAUUCACAACAGCUGGUUCAUCAAACACAGACACAGGGAAAGUGAAUGGGAGCUUGGAGACCAAAUACAAAUGGGCUGAGUAUGGUCUGACUUUCACAGAAAAAUGGAACACAGAUAACACUCUGGGAACAGAAAUUGCGAUUGAAGAUCAGAUUGCCAAAGGUUUGAAGCUAACGUUUGACACAACCUUCUCACCAAACACGGGGAAGAAAAGUGGCAAAAUUAAGUCAUCUUAUAAACGUGAAUGCGUAAAUCUUGGUUGUGAUGUUGACUUCGAUUUUGCUGGACCUGCGAUCCAUGGCUCGGCUGUCGUUGGUUACGAGGGCUGGCUUGCUGGUUAUCAGAUGACUUUUGACAGUGCCAAAUCGAAGCUGACAAGGAAUAACUUCUCUGUGGGUUACAAAACUGGAGACUUCCAACUGCACACUAACGUCAAUGACGGGUCAGAAUUUGGUGGCUCAAUUUACCAGAAAGUGAGUGACAAUCUUGAUACUGCUGUAAAUCUAGCUUGGACAGCAGGCAGCAACAGCACUCGUUUUGGUAUUGCAGCUAAAUACCAGUUGGAUUCCACUGCUUCCAUCUCUGCAAAAGUGAACAACUCUAGUUUAGUUGGAGUGGGUUACACCCAGACCUUGAGGCCAGGUGUGAAGCUUACACUCUCCGCCCUGGUAGAUGGGAAGAGCAUCAAUUCUGGAGGUCAUAAACUUGGUCUUGGUCUGGAGUUGGAAGCUUAAAACAGCUGAAGAAACUGCUGCAAGGAAGGGAUAUCAGAAGAAUUUGGCCUUAAAAAUGUAUUUCCAAUGUGAUCAGCAGGCUUUUUU